CACGGCUAUCUAUCAACAACCUUACUUCUAAGAAGCACCUUGCCUCCACAUCCCAACGUUUUACAUAUCAUCCCUCCCUUCCAUCCAUCCUUACAUACUGCAACUACAAAUACAACGUGCCUACAUACGUUUACCACAUACUACUGCAUACUUCCCCCUACAUAUUCUUCCAUUGUACAAACCACAUCUCAUCAACAUGUGCCAUACCGUAAUCGCCCAGCGGAUAUGCAAGGAUUGCCGCCAUAGCCUUGGUGAGACGGUCAUCGACUUCACCCGCUGCGCUCGUAAAUGCUCGAGCCCGUUCUACUGCCUUACCCCUGAGCCUCAGAUGGAGCUAUGUAACCUAUGUUCGGCGACGGCGACACUAUCUACACCGAUACUCGCACAACAUGCUCUCGAGGAUACUACCACUGCUGCUGCAGCGGCAGCGGCUUCAGCUGGUGCAAGGCUCUACGAUCACUCCAUCGCAAAGGCAGCAGCAUAUCCGGGACCUGGAGUAGCCCGUCACACUGCGGCUCAUUAAGACAUUCUCCAUGGACCACCUCGACGGUGGCUUUUGCUACGAUAUCGACAUUUAGGGCGUUUAUUUAUGUAAGAUCUUGAGGGAAAUUGAAACGACGAAACGAAAUUCCACAAAAAUAG
This is a messenger RNA of Fusarium oxysporum Fo47, 642 nucleotides long. RefSeq lists its product as uncharacterized. Lineage: Eukaryota; Fungi; Ascomycota; Sordariomycetes; Hypocreales; Nectriaceae. The record is from RefSeq and is a predicted model, not a curated record. Bases 197 to 523 code for a protein of 108 amino acids. The transcript has a single exon.